This is a messenger RNA of Diabrotica balteata, 994 nucleotides long. Lineage: Eukaryota; Metazoa; Arthropoda; Insecta; Coleoptera; Chrysomelidae. The record is from the annotation of a GenBank genome assembly.
AAUAUACCAAUGCAAUAUGAUAGAAUAUUUCUCUGAGGAGGUGUAUAGCCCAGAUCCAAAUGACUCUUCGCUUGCAAUACCUUAUACUGUGACGAAAUCCAUUGUGUUCAUACUUUUGGGUAGUGUAUUCGUACUCGUGGGAUACAUUUUCUGCAUUCUCGGCCAAUGCUUGAACAACAAAUCCCGAUUUACGUUGAUAGCAGGAGUAAUUUUUAUACAAACAGGUCUAGCAAUGCUGUGUGGCCUCAUAAUGUACAUCGCUGUUUUUAAAUCAGAAGUAGGCAGUAAGUUACGUCCAAAGUCCCAACUUCAACCAGCAUCUUUUGAAUAUUACUACGGUUAUUCCUUCAUAGUAUAUGUCACCGGAGUUGUUUGCACCAAAAUAACCGGAGUAUUCUCCGUUUUUCUCUUCAUAAAUAGAAGCCAAUACGAAUGGAAGAGAAAGCGACUGAUAGGUGCACCAAUAGUUGAUAAUUUUGUAAAUUAUACCGAGAGGAGAAUCAUGCAACAUCCACACCCAUGCAGAAUGCAUCCAGAAGCGUAUAUUAAUUCGAAUAGUGCCAUAGUUUACACGCCUUCAAUACCACACAACCACGUCGGUAAAGUUGCUUACACCGGCCAUUCUAGCACAUUACCCUGUACAUUACACCCCAGAAGAUCGCAAUCCAAUUCUCUCAAAGACGUAUCGUAUUUUCCAGACAUGUUCGCACCCUCAACCAUAUCGUAUAGAUUCCCUCACCACCUUAGUACGAAUAACAUUGAGAACUUAGGUGGAUUCCCGCGAGAUGCCACUACUAACACCGUCAGUACCACAGCCGAUAUAGACUAUGUUACCGACGAUUAUUCACCCAGUAUGCACGAACACGAAUUCACACGUUUCGACCUCGAAAGACCAAUUAGUUUUCGGGCACCGAGUGUUUCUAGUUUAAGUUUGAGAAGUUCCGAAAGGCAAAUGUAUCACACGGAUACGUUACGAAGGACUACCCCUGUUUAG